AUGGGACCCGCCAUGGUGCUGGUGUACUUUGCGCUGUGCUUCGCCGUGUUCACGCGGUCCGGCCAAUCGCGUGACUUGCCCGGCCAACCGGACUACCCUGCCGCCCUGACCAAUCUCACCGCCGGAGUGGCUGCCAACCUGACCAGUCCGCUGACCGGCGGUUAUGAUUCCAAGGCGGCGAUCGCUGCCGCUCAAGGUGCCGUGGCAGCGGCGUCCUCUUUGUCGUCCGCCGUAGCGCCGGCAGAAGACCAGGCUAUGGCCGCGUCCAAGAAAAAGAAAAAGAAAAAGAAGAAGAAGAAAUCGUCGAAAAAGUCGACCAAGGGCGGCGGGUCGAAGAAAAAAGCCUCACACCAUUCCAAAAAGGGCCACAAAGCCGACAAGGGAUACAAAACCAAACAUCAUUUCGACAAAGCGGACAAGGGCAAACACGGCAAGGAGGGUCACGAAGGGCACUACAAAAAGAAGAGCGGUCACAAGAAAAAGAAGCACGAUAUGGCCGAGAAAUAUGGUAAGAAACACAAAGGCGAGAAGGGUCACAAGGGUGUCAAGUUUGGCGAGAAAAAAGGCCACAAGAAGGGGCACAAAACCAAAGGAUACCACAACAAGUUCCACAAGGACGAGUACCACAAGACGCACAAAUUCUACGACGAUUUCCAUAAGGGCGGCAAACACAAGAAACACGGUUCGCACCACAAGAAGCAUGCGAGCAAGAAGGGCAAGCACAAGAAGGGCGGCCACCACAAGUCGGCACAUCACAAGGAAAAGUAUGGCAAGAAGGGACACAAGGAGAAGGGUCACUACGACAAAGAACACAAGGGCCACAAGGGCAAAAAGGGCAAGGACAAGCAUCAUGCCCACAAGGAAAAAUACGGCAAGAAGGGAGGACACAAGCACUUCAAGAAGUACGGGUUCAGCAAAAAGAAGAAGUCAGGUUAAACCGUCGGGCAACGCCGCUGCCGCCGCCGAGUAUUGACGUACUGAAAAGCUAGUAUUUGUUUUAUUAUUAUUAUUAUUAUCAUUAUUAUUAUCAUUCCCGUUAAAUAGUAUUAUGUUUUUUUUUUUUUUUUUUUUUUUUUUUUUGUUAUUUCUUGUUUUCGGUACGUUGUCAUAUAAUAAGC
Molecule: messenger RNA, 1118 nt
Organism: Cinara cedri
Lineage: Eukaryota; Metazoa; Arthropoda; Insecta; Hemiptera; Aphididae
Source: the annotation of a GenBank genome assembly